This is a messenger RNA of Uncinocarpus reesii 1704, 1125 nucleotides long. RefSeq lists its product as uncharacterized. The coding region runs from base 1 to 1125 and encodes 374 amino acids. The record is from RefSeq and is a predicted model, not a curated record. The transcript has 2 exons. Lineage: Eukaryota; Fungi; Ascomycota; Eurotiomycetes; Onygenales; Onygenaceae.
AUGCCACAACCACCCACAAUCUUCCCGAAGCUUCAUGUUUCAUCCAGGCCACCGGGGCCUAUGUCCGCACCCAAUACGCUGGUAGCAUUUCCAAACUUCGGGACUUCGCAGCACGCUGCUGAUACCAACCCGCAUCACCAAAUAUUUCGGACUAAACGGAAGCAUGUCCUUAAAGCUUGUGAUCGAUGCAGAGUGAAGAAAACAAAGGUCGAGUUAUAUCAGACUCGAUUAUGCUGGCUUUUGUACCUCUUUGUCAUCAGCUCUUGCUCACAUAUGUCACUUUAUAGUGCGAUGGAAACCAGCCCUGUUAUCGUUGCUCGUCAUACAACCAUCCUUGCCUCUUCCGCGAAAGAAAGAUUUGUUGAAAUGCUCGAGUCACAUCACGCUUUGGUUGUCAAGGCACUGCAACAACUGUACACCCAUUGCAUUGAUAACAAAUGCUUUCCUGGGGAGCCUAUCGAUGUGGUGGACGGGUAUCCAUUAACCCAUGCCAUCUUAGAUAGACUUGGUUUGAUCAAGGAGGCCGAAGAAACGACUUCAGACGCUCUUGGUGAAGAUGCGAUAGAAGCAUCACAAUAUUGGAGGUUCCAUCGUCGAUCUGCGAGCUCUGUCGACACAGAGGAUACGUCGUCUUUGCAUGCUAGUCCAAUUGAGCGAUCCCCAGUCAGCGAGUCGUUUUCAGGAUCUCCCGCUUCAGAAACUAAUGGAAUGAGCCACAAGCAAUCAUUCGCUGGUUUGCAAGAUGUUUAUACUCCAUAUGGGCCGUAUAACUGCAAUGACCAUGGCUGGCCUGUGGCCGUUACCUCCACUGCUAGUCAAACCGUGGACUUCAAUAACACCAUUGAAGUAUCCGGAUUUCAAGCUGGGAGCCAAUACCUAGCCACUGCGCCCAUGAAUGUUGUCCGACAGGACACUCCUAGCUAUGAUUCAACGACAGGAAGUACCUCCAUGGUCUCAUCAGGUCAUGCUUCACAGCCAGCUUAUCACGGGCACUACACUACAGGUUCCAGUUUCUCUUAUCAGCAUCCGAAUGACGGCCUUGCAGGCGCAGAGCAAUACUCUUGGGCUCCAAACCCAUGGAACAGGAUAAAGGCUGGGCAGCAUUUGGACCUGAACUGCCCUUGA